AUGUCGUCCGACCCGGUAGGCGCUGCCAUCGCGCUUGCUGGUGUUCCCGACGAACCUGCAUCACUCCACUCCGAUGCACUCCAGCCAUCAAUAGACAGCCUACGUCGAGACUCGAUAAAAUCCAAAGCAAGCUCGGACAGCAUCCCACUACCGGAAGAAAACGAGGACGAAGACGACUUUGUCGUGUUUGAGGAUCGUAACACAUUGCCAGCACCCAAACUCGCCCGUGGAGAUCUGGAUGAUCUGGAAGGAACGGAGGAAACCAGUGCUGGUGGGGCAACAAGAUCAACGUUGGGGAGUUUGGCUCGUGCAAGCGUCGAGAGUCUCUCGUUCGGGUAUAGAGAUCACCUGCUACCGCUCAGUUUGAGUGGGGAUGGCGAUGACACUCUUGCAGGGGACUAUGGGGAGACGGAAGGGGCGAUAUCCGCGAGAGCGAGGAAUGGUGGAUCUGCGUCCAGAACAGCGUCGGCGUCACGGUAUCGACGUCGGAACCGGGGAUACUCACGCGAUCGACAUGCGGAAAGACGCGUGACGCUGAUAGACGGAAUUGCACUUACCAUCGGCGUACAGAUAGGAUCAGGGAUCUUUUCAUCCCCUGGUGUGGUCACGCUCAACACCGGCAGCAUCGGCGCAUCGAUCGUGAUAUGGCUUCUCUCCGGAUUCCUCGCAUGGACGGGUGCUUCGUCUUUCGCCGAGCUCGGCGCGUCCAUCCCUCUCAACGGCGGCUCACAAGCGUAUCUGAACUACUCGUUCGGUCCCCUCUCAGCGUUUCUCUACACAUGGUCGGCGUUGACAGCGCUUAAACCAGGAGCAGGCGCCAUCAUCGCCACCAUCUUUGGCGAAUACGUCGCUCGGAUCAUCUUCCACGCCACGGGUAAAGCAACCGACCAUCCCCACGAAACCGGUCUGGACGGCAUCCCAGCCUGGUCCAUCAAACUGCUCGCUGUAGCCAUCGCAGCUCUGAUCACCGCCGCCCAUGCAUUCUCCAACAAAUUGGGCACGCGCACGCAGAUCGCUACUACGGUGGUCAAACUGCUCGCACUCACAGCCGUACCCAUCCUGGCGAUCGUACAAGCAGCCAGGGGCAAAACAAGUCCUAGCUCGCAAGAGGCUUUCUCGAGCAUGGGCAACCUUUUCGCCGGUAGUUCGACUUCGCCUUCAUCCUACGCGCUCGCUCUGUACAGCGGUUUAUGGGCGUUUGACGGCUGGGAUCAGUCGUGUUUCGUAGCGGGCGAGAUGAAAAGGGUGGAGAAGGACUUGCCUCGCGUCAUCCACAUCAGCCUUGCUACGGUGAUUCUGAUCUUCCUGUCUGCGGUAGUGUCGUACUUCGUCGUGCUGCCCGUCGAGUUAGUCAAGAGGACGAAUACGGUGGCGCUGGACUUUGGGAGUGCCAUAUUCGGCACCGGCGGUGGAAUCGUUUUUGCCUUCUUGGUUGCCUUUUCUUGCUUUGGUGCGUUAAACGGUCAGAUCUACACCACGGCCAGGCUCAUCCUCGCUGCUUCCAAGGAAGGCUACCUUCCGGAACGAUUAGGCGAUCUCAAUCGCAGGACAGGGACACCUGUCGCAGCUUUGGUGCUGCAGUUGGUCCUGAUAUCGGCGUUCGUCUUAUUUGGAUCGGGCUUCGCUUCGCUGGUCAACUUCUACGGCGUCUGCAGCUGGACCUUCUACCUUGCUUCCGUGCUGGGGUUGCUGGUGUUGAGGAUCAAAGAGCCGAAUCUGAACAGACCGUACAGGACGUGGUUGGGUACACCGAUACUGUUCGCUGCGGUGGCGCUGUUCUUGUUGCUCAUGCCGAUCGGCAGUGCACCGCUGGAAGGGCUGGCCGCGUUGUUGUUCAUUGGGGCUGGUGUUCCGGUGUAUUACUUAACGCAGAGUACAGGUGGGUGGCUUUCUAAUGUUCCGUUUAUGACGAGGGUCAAGGGUUGGUUUGCGGGGGGUGCGAGUGGAGCUGGAAUGGAUGACGGAAGAGGACAUCACAUGGCGUUGCCGACAGAGGAUGCUGGAGCGCGCGCAGGCGAGGACGAGGAUGAGGAAGAGAUCGAGAUGCUCCCGAAGAAGGAGUUGAAUGGGGAGGCACAGUCAUGA
This is a messenger RNA of Pseudozyma hubeiensis SY62, 2085 nucleotides long. Its product is annotated as amino acid transporter. Bases 1 to 2085 code for a protein of 694 amino acids. The transcript has a single exon. The record is from RefSeq and is a predicted model, not a curated record. Gene Ontology annotation, molecular function: L-amino acid transmembrane transporter activity. Gene Ontology annotation, biological process: amino acid transmembrane transport. NCBI's taxonomy places the organism in Eukaryota, Fungi, Basidiomycota, Ustilaginomycetes, Ustilaginales, Ustilaginaceae. Gene Ontology annotation, cellular component: membrane.